AUGCGCGUGAGAAUAUCCUCAUCACUCACAAGGAUACAUACAAUUUCUUCGUUAUCAUCAACACCCUCCCGACCAUCAAAACACACCUCCAUCCCUAACUCAACCCUCCCCCAAACACCCAAACCACCCCAUGAACCCCAAUACUCCUCCACCAUUAACGCGGAGCCCCUCCACCGCUAUACAACCAGCGGCUACCACCCAAUAACACUAGGAAGCCACCUCCAUCAAGGAAGAUACAAAAUCCUGCAUAAGCUAGGAUGGGGCGGAUACUCCACCGUCUGGGCUGCUAGAGAUGAACAAGAAGGGAAGUAUGUCGCUAUUAAGAUCUGCGUAUCGGAGAACUAUAGCAAUAGAGGGCAUCGAGAAAUGAAUAUAUUGAAGAGUCUAGAUGACGCUCAACACAUCGUGCGCAUGCUCGAUCACUUCGAUGUAGAGGGACCUAAUGGGAUACACCCCUGUUUGGUUCUCGAGAUGUUGGGUCCAAGUGUGUCUGAUUUGGUGGAGGGGCGGUUUGCAGAUGGGAGACUCCCUGGAUUUCCAUAUUCGCAAUCUGGCCUUCACUAUACCUCCUACGACAAUGUUCCCGAAGACGAAUUCAUCAAUCUACUAGGAAAACCAGACAUCGGGUACGUCCGCUGCAAUGAUGGUGGGAGACUGGGGACUGGGAUUCCCGAGUAUAUUGUUAGACCUGCGAAUAUACAUUCACAAUCACGGCCUUUAUCAGAGACCAUUAAGAUUGUUGACUUUGGUGAAUCAUUUCAAGGGGAUGGUGCGCCCAAGACACUCCACACUCCAUUAGUAGUUCGGGCACCGGAAGUGAUAUUCAAAGACCAUCUGGAUUAUCGUGUGGAUCUAUGGAGUCUAGGCUGUAUGUUAUUCGAGUUAUUUGUCGGUCAACCUCCAUUUGACAACUUCUUGAUCACUCCCAAGAUUCUCGUCGAGCAAAUGCAAGAAAUGGCAGGCGAAGCAUUGCCUGACAGAUGGGUACCUUUAUGGGAGUCAAUACGUGGUGAGAAUGUCACUGAAGCCGGGGGCCCUGGAUUGCAAGAGUGGUUGGAGGAGAUGUACUUUGAUAGUGAGCGCAAAGAAGACUUGACGAGAGAUGAUAUCGUGGAACUGGGGAGGAUCAUUCGGAAAUUACUACGCUUUGAGCCAGGUGCUCGUGCUUCGGUGGAGGAGGAUUUGGAUGAGCCUUGCUUUAGAAAUUGA
Molecule: messenger RNA, 1209 nt
Organism: Aspergillus neoniger CBS 115656
Lineage: Eukaryota; Fungi; Ascomycota; Eurotiomycetes; Eurotiales; Aspergillaceae
Product: serine protein kinase
Exons: 4
Coding region: 1-1209 (402 amino acids)
Biological process (GO): protein phosphorylation
Molecular function (GO): protein kinase activity; ATP binding
Source: RefSeq, a predicted model, not a curated record